This is a messenger RNA of Oncorhynchus tshawytscha (Chinook salmon), 1400 nucleotides long. Its product is annotated as serine/arginine repetitive matrix protein 3-like. The coding region runs from base 450 to 1382 and encodes 310 amino acids. Gene Ontology annotation, molecular function: mRNA binding. The transcript is spliced from 9 exons. The record is from RefSeq and is a predicted model, not a curated record. NCBI's taxonomy places the organism in Eukaryota, Metazoa, Chordata, Actinopteri, Salmoniformes, Salmonidae.
ACAGCUCAUCUCCCUCCCGCAGAGAGAAGAAGAAGAAGACUGGGAAAAAACACAAGCGAGACAGGUCGACGUCUGGUCAUAGGAGAAAGAGGAGAUACAGAUCAGGUAAAGAAGACCCGAAGAACAAACUGAAAGACAAAACCAGAAAGAGGUCCCCAUUAGAGUCCCCCAGUAGGACGUCUCAGCGUAGAGGCAGCUGCUGUAGCUCCCACAGUGCAUCACUCUCCUCCACAGGCCACAGCCCCUCCAAGUCCCUCGGCAGGCCCAACUCCAAGCACAAGACAGAAGGACACAAGGCCUGUGUGAGCCCUUCCCCGUCUCCCGGUCCUGACGGUCCUGUCACGUGGCACAACGGGCACCACCACCAAAGCGACCGCGGCUGCAACGGCAAGGCGGGCAGACUCAACAGCCACGCGGUCGAGGAGGACAAGGAGCAAGAUAAGCUGAGAAUGCUGACUGCUGUUUCUCCGGGAGCCCAGUCGACCAUGAUACUGCCACAACUGAGAGGAGGAGAGAACAAGGCCCACACUGCCCUCUACAGGGCCCCAGGAAGUACUGCUGCCCAGGCUGGAGAGGCCCUACAUGGGGAGGACAGGCAGACUACGGACCUGGGGUCGUCAGGGAGAUGGGGAGGUCACAGAGGUCACAGAGUCCAGGGGAAGCGCUCCCAUUCGCCGACUCACAGCAGUGACUCCGCCCACUCUCAACAUAACCUGCAUCCUCACAGAGAAAAGAGCUCUCACCAGAAGAAGACUAAAAGAUCCCACUCUUCCAAGCGUCACCGCCGUGGGGGUCGGGGACAGGCCCAUCACCAGAGGCUGUCUGCAUCCCCAGGGCGGCACCACCAUGCGUCUGGGUCAGGCACCAAGAAGAGUGAGUCUCGGGGGCGGGGCGGUGUCGGUGUCCGCCAGCGCAGCAGCUCCUGGAGCUCAGGACGGUCCUCAUCAUGCUCUGCCUCCAGAGAGAGAGCCCCCAGCAAGGCCAAGUCCCUCCACAUCCAUGCCAGACAGAACAAUUCCAGUUUUUCCGCUAAGGACAGAGAUAGUCCUCACCACUCUGACGCUGACCGUGCUCACCGUCGUUCCAGGAGCUACUCUCCCAUCAGGAAGAGGAGACGAGACUCUCCCAGCUUCAUGGAGGCUCGCAGGAUCACCAGCGCUCGGAAGCGGCCUAUCCCGUACUACCGCCCCAGCCCUUCCUCCUCCAGUUCCAUGUCAAGCCCCUCCCAUUCAGGGAGGAGUCGCAGCCGCAGCUACAGCUGCAGUCACAGCCACACCAGGAGCCACAGCCGCUCACGCAGCCCCAGGAGCCACAGCCGCUCACGCAGCCCCAGGAGCCACAGCAACUACAGUCGCAGCAGCUAUGAAAGCCCCGGCUUCUGAUGAGAGAGAGACAGAGAG